This is a messenger RNA of Sus scrofa (pig), 16578 nucleotides long. It is a transcript of the gene ZDBF2, whose product is annotated as zinc finger DBF-type containing 2. Lineage: Eukaryota; Metazoa; Chordata; Mammalia; Artiodactyla; Suidae. The record is from RefSeq and is a predicted model, not a curated record. Gene Ontology annotation, molecular function: nucleic acid binding; zinc ion binding. Gene Ontology annotation, biological process: genomic imprinting.
GCGGGAGGGGCGGGGCCAGCGGUGCGCGGCCUGGGCAAGGACCCCGGGCUCGGGGCGCGCGGCCUGGGGUGGGCCCUCCUCGCCUUGCGCGCCGAGUGCCUUCUUGCUCCGGAGGGCUCCCCAGACGGUUUGUCCGGUUCCCGCGCCCACCUUGCAGGUCCUCGGCUUCCCGUCACUUCGAGUCCCUUUCCGCUCCUCCUGCUUGAGUGGCGCCGGCGUCUCCCGGCCCGGCCCGAAUCCAGGUGGCUGGGGCGUGGGCUGGAGGUGGCGGGCAGGCUGCCUUGCGCUUCUGUCGGGGGUCCUAGGUCGGAGGGGCUUGCUGACGAGUCCUUGGGCAGAGUCUGGUGAGGAGGCGGCCUGCGGAGGUUGGAUUUAAGGAUUUGAACGCAACCUGGGGACGUGCAGGGCACCUGUGGAACCGAGUUCCAGAGCCACUUGUCCACAAAUCCCUCUCCCCCGGUGUCCUGCGUUGUGUCCAGCUGCCCCCAGAUCUAGGCCUUUACCAGCCUCUGGCGAUUAGAAUUUAUUUUGGAAACGUUAGAUUAUUAUGUUAAUGAUUAUUUUGCUGUUGUCAUGCAACAGUUAUGUACAUCUGGUCGGAAUACGCCGUCGUUAUCACGUGCGUCUAAGGCCAUUUCCAGUUUCUAACGUUUUUUGGCGCGAUGAUUCUGGCAGCGCGUUGAGAGAUACUGGCUCUCGGAACUAAAACGUUUUUUUUUGCCUCUACAAAUUCCUUUUUGUUCACUCCCCACCCCCACCCCGCAAUUAUAUUCUGUCCGAGUCAAAAAACUGAAAAAACUCCUAUCAGCCUCAUCCUCAAGAGAAAGUCAUUAUUAACAAUUUGGAGCACAUAAACAUAUAUUCGUGUUGCAUAAAUGGGAUGCCAGUGUGGUCUGUUUUUUAAUACUUUAAGGACUUUUUCUGUAUCAAUGCAUAAAUGUCUUUUUACUGCCUUCUCAACUUGCACUGAUUUGGACCCAAAGCCUGUAAGGCAAGAAUUUUCUUCUCCCCGAAGCUUUAUCAGUGGCCAACCCUAGUAAAGAAACGCCUUAAAUAUUUAAUAAAAUAUCACUGGAAUGGCCAAGAUACUGGGUAGAAAUAAGUUGAAUGAAGGGUAAAAAUCAUUUAUAAAAUGUUGUUGGCUCUGCGUAAUAAUUUGGGGCAAUGUGUUUUAAAUUGCAGUUGUUAAAUCAUUGGCGAGUUGUGAAAUUAAUUUAGUGGAUCAUAAGUAGCAUUAAAAAAAGCCAAACCAAGACAACAGAAAAUACCAGAACUCGGUGCAUGUAAUGAGGGUAUUGUUUUGUGGCAUUGUUUUAACCUGUGCCUGUGUGUGGUGUGCUUGUGUGUCUAUGUAUGCUGGGUUGUGAUAUAAAAUGUGUUACUUCCCGUGUGCCAUGCUAAUUAUAUUUGUCAUUAAUCCAGGAUACUGUCAGCACUCAUCUCAGAGUGGGGACAAUAAUGCGGUUAAGCUUGACAUUAGUUUUACUUUUUUUCCUUUGGAAUAUGUGACAGUGUUUAUAGCAGCAGAUUAGAUUCCUAAUUAUUUGUUUUUAUCUAAUGUUAAAACAAUUAAUUACCAUCCCUGAAAAUACAGAAAGCAAGCCUUUUAAAGAAGUCCAGAGGUUAAGAGUCAAAUCCCAGCUAUACCGGUUAUUGGUGUUGACCUGGAACAAGAUAGUUGUUCUCUCUAAACCCCAGUUUCCUGAUUUGUAAAGUGGGCGUUACUGGAAUACCAAUCUCAUAAGGCUGUUUGAUAUUCAGAUGAAGUAAUACAAGUGAAACUGUUGAUUUAAUGCCUGGCCCAGAUUAAGCUCUCACUAAAAAUUAGCCGUUACUUUAUUGAGACUAAAUGAAAGUAUCCAGGAUAAUUCUUGUCGCCAGAGGUAAACCAAUACAAGGUGGAUAAUUCAAAAGAGUGGGAAGUUGAAAAUUAGUUAAUACUAUUAUAAGGAAAGAGACACUGAAUUAAAAUGGUCUUUUUUAUAUCAUUUCGUCAUUGUUUUGUGAUUGCUCGCCAAUUGUUUCCCUAUCGCUAGAGAAGUAAUUUAGAUGAUCUUACUCAGUUAUCUAAAUGUUUUUCUAUUGCCUUCUCUUAUUUAUUAUUGAGCUGUCUCUGUUGUCACACAAUUGAAAAAUAUUUCCUCUGGGGAGUCUGGAUUUUGUUAGCUCUUACUCAAUACUACACCCAGCUUGAGAAACUCACACACUACAACUCAAGGCAUUUCAACAAUGUGUUUAUUUAUCUCUGCAGUAGGUACAGAUCUAAGGUAUGUAAGAAGUAGUCCUAAAAAAAAGCACAACUUGAUUUCUAUUUUGAGACAUUUUUGUCUCAAAUGCUCAAGCAUUUCAGAGAUCUCUAUUCACUGCCCCAGAUUGGUUUUUGCAGUUUUAAAUAUUACAUAAACUAGUAAAAUAAGUGUAAGUGUUGUCUUUUUUUAAUUGCGUGGUUAUUUUUUUAUGAAAAAUAAAUGCUUUGGCCUCAAAAAAAAAAGGCUGUUGCAGAAGUACUUAAUUGUGUAACACAAGUAUAAAAGGUUGGGGAGAAUCUUAAAACAUUAAUCAUAAUACUGCUCUCAGUUUUGAAAAUAUCUUUAAGUUCUUAUUCUGUUUUAGAGGGACCAAAAUGGAAAUGUUACCGAACCGAACUUGGGUCUGCUCGCCUGCUGCACAGAAAAGACAAUCUACUGACACCGGGUUGUGGUGAAGGAAAGUACAGCGUUUAUUUGCAGGGUGCCAAGCAAGGAGAACAAACAGGCAGCACGUGUUCAAAAGACCCGAACUCCCCCAUGGCUUUCAGGGAUGGGUUUAUUUCUUUAUUUCUUUCUUUUUUUUUUUUCUUUAAGGGCAACUUUUGGGGUGAGGGUUGCAGCUCAUGGGCUUUCUUUCUUUUGGUUGGUGGUACCUAACAAGAUGAUGUUUUGGAAAUCUUAAUCAUCAACCUUCAGGUUCCACCCAGUCUGGGGUCCACCUGUGUGUGGUCAGCAUGUAGUCACCAUCCUCCACCUGAGUGGAGGGGUGUAGUUUCUACAGAAAAGCUCAAAGAUAUGCAUCAGAUUGUUAUACAUAUUACUUGAGGAGGAAGUAGGGCUCUGUUUUAUCGCUGAACUGUUGUUUAAGCUAUUAUAACUUUCUUGCUCACCUGCAUUCCCUCACUUCCCUAAUUGGUAACUGUUUGAGUCUACUUUUUGGAACUCAGGAAAGGCCUAGGAGACUAAAACUUUUCUCCUACAAACAAGACAUGGGGGAUAUGGAGGAGCUUUUGUACCUGGGAGUGCCCCAUAUGGUCCUGCUUGGUCUCAAUCUCCUCUUUUCUUUGAUACUCCUCAAUCCUAAAGGGAGCAGGGGUGGGACAACAAAGGGAACACGUUUUGGAUAGAGAUUAAUCAUAAACUUGUUUGAGGAACUCGGUUUUAGGCAGACUUGGUUUUGGAAACUCCUUGCAGGUAAAUCAUGAUAUGGUUUAUGAAAAUAUGAUAAAAAAUAAGACUUGGAACUCUAGCUGUCGUAUUCACAAAAAGACCUCAAUGAAACUAAAAAAACCUAUCUUGACCGUAAACAUGUAUUUAUUUGUAUGUUUUAAGUUAGAUAAAAUAUUGAGGUUAAGUGUGUUCUGUAUUUUAAAAUUGUUUUAUUGAUUAAUAUUUAAAAAGUUAACUCACCAACUCCUGGGUCUUAUCUUGUCAGAUAAGAAGAUUUUUAUCUCACACUGAUAAAAUGAAAUUUUUGGAAUUCUGUAUAAUAUCAUAAACAGGUGCUUGUCAUAUAUGGUUAAAUGAGAGAGGAGGCCAUUCCAUUUUUGUAAAAACAUGUUUAGAACAGAGAAGAAUAUAAAAUGAAUGGUGGGUAGUGGGAUUGGUCUGAUUUUUAUGCUCUCAAUUUUAUUAUUUUUAUAAUUUUACUAUAAUUUUGUUUUACUUUCUUAAUACAAGUUAAUAAAAGUCACUCCUUAAAGAAACAAUUAAUGUGUGUUUUCCUAAUUUGUAAGUAUAAAUGAGACUGAGUCUUUGCUUAAGGGAUACUGACUCUUUAAACUUGGAUAUUUGGGUAUUAACUAAUUCUCUCAUAUUCUAGGAAAUAGUGCUGAAUAGUUAAACAGUUAUAUCCCUUAUCCUGUUGAAAGCCUUUGAAUAGGAAAGAACAUUGUUCCAGAAUUUUCUUAAAGCACUCUUUGAGUAUACUGAUUCCCAAAAACAUUUACACACUGUCUGAAGAUAAGGUCUAAAUCUUUCAUCUGCUUUUAAAUCCUGUCAUGUCAAACCUUAGUCUACUUUUCUUGCUUUAGUGCCCUUUAAAUUCUUAAAUGAAAUCUUAUUUCCAGCUAAACUUGUCAACUUGAUAUUUCCACAUGUUCCUUGUGCUUUCUUGCUUUUGUACUUUUGCUUCUUUGUGACUUGGAAUAUCUUUUCCUGAUGGUUAUGUGAGCAAAUUCUGGAUAAUGUCCAGCUAAAAAGCCAUAUCUACUGUGACAUCUGGUUUGUCCAGCUAAAACUGUAUUUUGCAACUACAUCCAUUUGCACUUAUUAUUUGUGCGUAGACAUUUCUCAGAUACCACCUGAUAUUUAUGCAUUUAUUUCCUAAUUCUGUUUUAAACUUCUCAAGAGCAAGAAAGCUUGUCUUGGAUUUCUCUCUAUCCCUUGAUGCUCCUAGCAUGGAACCUUGCGCUGGAUGUUUGCCAGGACUAAAUAUAGCUGAUGAAAUAUCUACCCUUUUCUGCUCAAGAAGCUGGAUUAAUUGAUUUAUUUUCCCUAGAAGUGUGAGAAGUCAGAAACUAUGAAAUUUUCUCAUAAUAAAAAGUAAUAGUGUGAGUAUUCAAAGACAAUAGCCACCUGACUUUGGUUAUUCAAUAUGCAGAACAGACAAGGACAUUGCAGCUAUUGCUGUGUGCCUUAUAAUAACCUGGAACAGCAUAUGUCCAGUGAUCAGCACAGAUACUUGACCACACAGAUUAGACAACGGAGGGGUACCACUAGUUUGAUGGAACGUUUCUUACAGGAUGUACUGCGGCACCACCCAUGUCAUUAUCAAGAAAGCGGAUCAUUGCAAAAUGAGAGACUUCAUAUGAAUUCUGCAUCACCUUCUGAAGUGGUUCCUAAUGAUCAUUUUAUUCCUGAAGAAAUGACUGAAGAUGCUACUCGAGUCAGAGAAGAGACAUCCACCAAGGGUUUUGAACCUGUUGAAGAGUUGUAUUCUAGACCUAGUAAAUCUCAGGAAUAUAUACAGAGUGUUUCCGUUCGACCAUCAGUUAUUCAAAAACUGGAGAAAGGAAAGCCACAGCCCUUAGAGUUUGUUCAUAAAAUUGGGAGCAGUGUGAAAAAAUGUAAUCCAGUUUGUAUUGGUUACAAUACAAAUAAUCAAAAUAUAAUAUGUUCUUCAGUGAUUUCUAAUGCUCCUGUUAGUUGUUUACAUGCAAGUUCUCAUGAAAGACCGGUUACAACUAAUAAUACCACUAAGUUACCAUUAGGAGUCCCUUUGGAUUCAGUUAACAAAUGUAACCCAAACAAAGUUGACAAAUACCUUCAACAGCUAGACAAGGGCUCUAGAAACCCUAUGCUAUCAUCUCAUCCAGAAACUUCUUCAGUUUCAUAUCAGAACCCUAAAGACUCAAACAGGAAAUCUUUAUGUACAAAUUCAGAUAAAUUGAUUAUAGAGGAAAAUGUAAAAUCUCAGGGUAAAACUUUGUCAGCUGGCUUUAAAGUCCAUGAAUGUGUGGGUACUAAAGGCUCCUUAAAACUGGAAUCUCUUUCCAAAUUAGCAGUAAACCGAGCAACCAACCUGAAUAAAACUGACAUGCCUUCUAAUAAAGAAAUCUUUGAAGAUGGCAUUCCAAAGCACCAUGAGAAAUUCUUUCCCAAUAUGGAACACACCCAAAAAGGAAGGCAUUUAGUUUUUAACAAGUCAGCCUUUUUGGAACAGAAGAUCUCAGUGUGUUCUGAAAUGAAGUUUGCUUGCAGCUCUCUUCAGUCAGUGUCCAAUCAUCCUGAAGAGCCUGUGCCAGACCUCUGGAAGGAGGAGCAAAUUUAUGAAGAAGAUACGAACUAUGAAUCAAAAGGUUCUGAAAUGAGUUUUGAUGACAGUUCCUCUUUUUGUUCACUGACUGACCAACCAAAAGCAACUGCUACAGAAAUAAACCUUUCAAAGGAAGUAGAUGCUGAUUUGCAGUAUAAGAGUAAUAACUCUUGUGUUUCUGAAGUAAGUUCUGAUUGUGAUGGCUCGCUUCAGUUGACUACCAACCAAACUCAAGUAACUGUUAAAGAUGGAAGUAUUCAGAUGGGAACACAUAUUAAGCUGGUUGACGAAAGCUAUGAAUCUAGUGAGUCUGAGAUGAAUUUUGAUUGUGAUGCCUCGCUUUGGUCAACUGAUGACUACCUCCAACAUCCUGAAAAAGAAGUAAGCCUUCCUAAGAGGGUACACAUUGACUUGGUUGAUAUGGACUAUGGAUCUAGUAGCUCUGAAAAAAGUGCUAAUUCUGUUUUCUCACUUCAGUCUAUGGUUGACCAACUCCCUGUGGCUGUCACAGAAACACAGCUUCAGAAGAAGGUUCACAUUGGCUUGGUUGAUGAAAACUAUGGGUCGAGCUGUUCUGAAACAAGCUUUGAUUGUGCGGCUUCUCUUCAGUUAGUAGUUGACCAUUCUCAACUGGCCAUCAAAGAAAGAAACCUGGAGGAUAGGCUUGUUUGUCUGAGAGACAAGAAUCAUAAACCCAGUAGUGCUCAAGCACACCUUGAUUGUGAUACCUCUCUUGAGACAGUGACUGAUGAACCUCAGAGGGCUGUGGAAGAAACACAUUUUCUGAAUGACCUUGUGGAUAUGAACCAUGAGUCUUGUGGUUCUGAAGAGAGUUUUUACACUGAUACUCAGUUAGUGCCUGACCAAUUCCAGGUAGCAGUUGAAGAAGUAAACACUCAGGAAGGAGCUACUGACUUGGAGAAUAAGAGUGUUAAAUCUAGCAUUUCUGAUCCAAGUUUUGAUUUUGAUUCUCAUUCUUCUCUUUUCCAAUCAGCUAAUGAUCAGCCUCAAGAAGUAAACACUCAGGAAGGAGCUACUGACUUGGAGAAUAAGAGUGUUAAAUCUAGCAUUUCUGAUCUAAGUUUUGAUUUUGAUUCUCAUUCUUUUUUCCAAUCAGCUAAUGAUCAGCCUCAAGAAGUAAACACUCAGGAAGGAGCUACUGACUUGGAGAAUAAGAGUGUUAAAUCUAGCAUUUCUGAUCCAAGUUUUGAUUUUGAUUCUCAUUCUUCUCUUUUCCAAUCAGCUAAUGAUCAGCCUUUGGGUGAAAUAAAUCUGAAGGAGUUAAACGUUGACAUGGAAGUUAAGAGCUAUGGGUGUUCCAGUUCUGAGUUGACUUUUGAUUCCAGUCCUCCUUUUGUGUCAGUUACUGACUAUCCUGAGCUGGAUAUUGAAGAAAUAAGAAAGAAGUACAUUAACCUGGAAGAUGAGAGUUUUGAGUCAGUUAGUUCGGAAAUAACUUUUGAUUCUGACAUUUCUCUUCACUCAGUAGCUGACCAAUCUGAAGUAGCUGUUUAUGAGGAAGAACCUAUUGAUCUGGAAAAUAAGAGUAACAAAUCUUGUGUUUCUGAAAUAACUUUUGAUUCUGAUGUAUCUCUUAGUUUACCGACUGAUCAACAUGGAAUAACUGUUAAAGAAACACUCAUUCAGAAAGAAGAGUCUCUACACUUAGAAGGGAAGGAUGAUGAUCCCACUAGUUCUGAAAUAAGUCUGGAUUCUUAUACCCCUUUUCAUUUAGUGACUAAUCUUCCAGAAGAAGCUGUUAAAAAGCUAAAUCUUCAAAAAGAAGAGUGGGGACACUUAGACAAUAGGGAAAAUGAACCUAGUGAUUCUGAGUUAAGUUUUGAAUAUGAUGCUUUUCAUUCAAUGACUGGACAUGCAAAAGAUCCCAUUAAAGAAAAAAAUCUUCAGAAAGAAGAGAAUGUACAGUUAGAAAAUGAGGGUAAUGUACCCAGUGUUUCUGAAAGCAGUUUGAAAUCCGAUACUUCUUUUCAUUUAGUAACCGAUCAUCCAGAUAUAGCUAUUAAAAAAAUAAACCGUAAAAAAGAAGAACAUGUAAACUUAGCAGAUAAGGGUAAUGAGUUGAGUGUUUCUGAAACAAGUUUGGAUUCUAGUAUCUCUUUUCAGUCAGUGACUCACAAACCUGAAGAAGUUAUUAAGGAACUAUGGCUUCAAAAAGAAAAGGAUGCUAAGUUCAAAGGUAAAAGUCCUGACUUUAGUGAUUCUGAAAUAGAUUUGGAUUCUGAUGUCCCUCAUUAUUCAGUGAUGGAACCUGAAAUAGCUGUUAAAGAAAUAAAUAUUCAGAAAGAAGAAUGUGCUGUUCUAGAGAACAAGAGUGAUGAAUAUAGUGGUUCAGAAAUAAUUUUGGACUCUGAUGUCCCUCCUCAGUCAAUGACUGAAAAACCUCAAAUAACUGUUUUGAAGGAGGACCAUGUUGACCCAGAAGAUAAAAGUAUUAGACUUAGAGAUUUUGAAAUAAAUUUGGGUAUUGACGCCCCUCUUCAUUCAGUCACUGACCAAACGCAGCUAGCUCUUUUGAAGGAAAAACAUGCUGAUCUGGAGGAUACAAACAGUGAAUCUAGUGAUGGUGAAAUAGAUUUUGAUUCUGAUUACCAUCUUCAGCCAUUGACUGAACAAUUUCAGGAAGUGGCUAAAAAAACAAAUCUGUGGGAGGAAGAGGAUAUGGGCCUGAAAAAUAAGCUUGAUGAACCUAAUGGUUCUAAAUUAAUACAUACUUCUGAUGUUUCUCUUCAGUCUGUAUCUGAUCAACCUGAAGUGGCUGUUAACCGAAUAAACCUUGAGAAUCAAGGUCAUGUGUACUUGGAAGAUGAGAACAGUCAAUACAAUAGUUCUGAAAUGAGUUUGGAUUCUGAUUUCUUGGUUCAGUCAAUAGUUGAUCAUCCUCAGAUAACUAAUUUGGAGCAGGAGCAUACUGAGCUAGAAGAUGAGCAUAAUCCAUCUUGUGGUUCUGAAAUAAGUUUUUAUUCUGAUUACCCCUUUCAGUCAGUGGUGGAGCAGUUUAGAGAAACUGUUAAAGAAAUAAACCUUUGGAAGGAUGAAGUUAACGAGGAAGAUAAGAGUGAUAAAUCCAAAAAUUUUGAAAUUAUGUGUGAUUCCGAUGUCCUUCAGUCGGUGGCUGGCCAAACAGAAGAAAUGGUUAAGGCGUUCAGCCUUUGGAAGAAGCGUGUUGACUUGGAAGAUAAGAUGGUCAAACCUAGUGAUUCAAAGGUAAAUUUUGAUUCCAAUAAGCCUCUUCAGUCUGUGGCGAAUGAAAUUCAAGAGACUAGUAUAGAAAUAAAUCUUCUGAGGGAGGGACAUGUUUGUCUGGAUAGUAAGAGCUAUGAACCCAGUGAUUCUGAAAUCAUUUUUGUUUCAAAUGCCCCUCUCCAAUCAGUGACUGAGCAGCCACACAUUUUGGAAGAGCAACAAGCCAGUUUGGAAGAUAAGAGCAGUGAUCCUUGUGAUCCUGAAAUAAGCUUUGUUUCUGAUGACCCUCUUCAGUCAGGGGCUGUCCAGCUUCCAAAAGCUAUUAAAGAAAUAGAUCUUUGGAGGGAAGACCACAUUUACCUGGAAGAUAAGAGAUAUAAACUAGGUGAUUUUGAAGUAAGCUAUGAUUCUGAUCUUUACGUUGUAGCUGGUCAUUCUCCUGUGGCUUUCAAAGAAAUAAACUUGCAAGAGAAGGAUCAUAAUGACCUAGAAAAUAAGAACUGUGAACUUAGUGUUUCUGAAAUGAAAUGGGAUUCUGGUGUUCAUCUUCAGUUAGAAGUUGACCAACCCCACAUGAUUUGCAAAGAAAGCAAGCUUCAGACAGAAAAGCAUUUUGGCAUGGAAGAAAACAUCAGUGAACCUAGUGAUUCUGAAAUGUGUGAUUCUGAUGUCCCUUUUCAAAUCGUGAUAAACGAACCUCAAGUGUCAGGCAAAGAAACAAAUAUUCAAAAGAUGCUGUUUGUAGACCUGGUGACUGGAGAUAGUGAUUGCGAAAUGAUUUCAGAUUCUGAUGUCCCUUUUCAGCCAGUGAUUGACUCACCUCAAAUGACUGUCAAAGACAUUAGCUGUAUAAAUGCAGAAAGUUUUAUUCUAGAAGAUGAGAACUGUGAAUCUUAUGAUUCUGAACUAGAAUAUGUUUGUGAAGCCUCUCCUCAAUCAGUGACAAACCAUUCCAAAAAGACCUUCAAAAUAGUAAACCAGAAGCAGGACUAUAUUAUCCUGGAGGAGUCAAGCUGUGAGCCUUAUGCUUCUGAAAUAAAUUUUCAAAUUGAUCCUUCUCAUCAGUCUGUGGGUCAGUCACUAGGGCCUAAAAAAAAAAAGGCAAAAUAUAUUGACCCAAAAGAUAAGAGCUGUCAAUCUAAUAGUCUUAAAAAUUUUUUUGAAUGGGAAAAGACUUCUCAGCCAGUGACUCACCAAGGGCAGAAAGCUGACAAAGGGGUUAACCUUUGGACAGAUGUAGAAAAUAUUGGCCUAAAAGAUAAAAACUGUGACUCUGGUGUUUCUGCAGUGGAUUGUAAUGCCUCUCCUGAGUUGGUGAACCAUCAAAUGCCCAAUAAAGAAAACCUUCUGAGGUUAAAACCUACAAAUCUAGGAAAUACAAGCUGUGAACCUUGUGGUUCUAGGAUGAAUUUUCAAUGUCAUCCCUCUCCCUCCCAUCAGUCUGACACUGACCAGCCUCAAGAAGCUGUUAAUAAAAUAGACCUAUUUAAGAAGAUGUUUUUUGACCUGAAAGAAACAAACCAUAAUUCUCAUUCAAGCUCUGUGCCUAUGACUGAUUCUGUAAGGAACCAGGAAAAAGCAAAGGAGGUCAUAGAAGACGAUCCUGAUGAACCAGUUCUUGAAGCCUUGCCUCAUGUCCCUCCUUCCUUUGUGGGAAAAACCUGGUCUCAGAUAAUGAGAGAAGAUGACAUGAAAAUUAAUGCUCUUGUGAAAGAGUUUAAGGAAGGUCGUUUCCAUUGUUACUUUGAUGAUGACUGUGAGACCAGGAGAAUUAAAAAAAAAAAAUUGAAUAAAGGAAAAAAGGUUACCUGGACUGACCUCAAUCAGGACACUGCAUCAAUUCAAGUUCUCUCAGAUUGUGAUGAUAAUGCAGGUGGUAUUUCAGGUAUUGAUGAGUUUUCAGUGGGCUUGGAUAAAACUAGCCAUUAUCCUUCAGCAGAGAGGUGUUAUGAACAAACAUGGGGAGUGGCUUCUCAAUGCCAGGCUAUAAAAGUCAGUCAUGGAACGCAGACCAAUCGCCCAAGUCACCCAAGGAUGAAAAGAAGGAUAACUGGACAAGAGAAAGACUCUCCAGUAAGGAAGCGUUUACUUUUACAGAAUGGCAGAAAGACAAAAAAGAAAGUAGAAAUUGGGACACUUGAAUUCCCUGAAUCACGUAUUACAGUUUUGAAGCCUUUGCAACCAAAUGCCUUAAUGUCUGUUCUUUCUUCAAAUAUUAAGUUGAAGAAAGGUGAAUCCAACAGCUCUAAAACGAGGCACCAUAGUAGAAAUAAUUGGGAUAUUAUCAUACAGUACAAAUAUAAACACAAUUCCUUUAAUUAUAAUGAUCCAUUGAAUAAGCAAAUUGUAUUUGAUCCUUCUCUGAACAUAGAAGUACCAGGGUCUGACAGGAGUAACUGUGUUGAAAUUCAUUUUAACCACCUUAACUCCAGUGCAGGAGAUGAUGAUACUUAUGUACAAAGCUUUGCUUCAGCACCUUUUAUGACAGUGUCAGUAAGACAUGAGUUAAUGCCACAUCAGGAGGCCAAUGCAUCAUCUGUGUUUCUGGAAAAAUCCCAGGUUUUGAAUUCUAGUAAAGUUCCAAAGGAAAGUAAUUUCCAGUCAACUCUUUUAAAUCACGCUGUUGUCAAAGUUUCUCCAAAAUCAGUUAGAAUUAAGUUUUUGGAAAGUAAAAAGAAAAGUCAGAGAAAGAAGGUGACAGCUAAUAAUAAGCUAGGUUUUCCCAAAAUGGAUUGCAGACCGAAUAUUCCUCAGCAGAAAACCAGAAUUGCCGCAGAAAAACAAUCGACUUGGAUUCAGACCAAACUAAGUGAUAUAAUUAAAAAGUAUAUUCCCCAAUACUCUGUUUUUUUGCGUCACAAAUAUUGGUCCAGGAGCACUCUUGUUAAGAUGCACCUUAAGAAGAAAAAGACGGAUGUCAGUAGGUUAAAGCAGGCCAAGAGAUCAGCCAAAAUGCUUUCAAACUCCUUGGUUCCAUCAGCUGAUGCUAAAGAGAAGUCACGCGCCAUAGCAGGCUCUUCUCCCAAGCAACCUGUGCAGGAUUCUUCUGGUGUUGCAGGAAAUAAGAAGAAUGGUAAUAAAAAACAAACAAAGAAAGAAAGAAAACAAGGAGAGCCUUCUAGACCUAUUAGAAGAUAUGCUUUGAGAAGUUUACAUUCUGAUGUACCUCAUUCUGAUAGAAUGAGGACCCGGCUCUCAAGCAAAUCAUGAAGUAAUGAGGUAAACUAGAGGGGUUUCUAUUAGGGCUGGUUGAGGCUUCAGUACUUCAACUGAGAAUAGCUUUGGUACUUAGUGUACAUAGCUUUCCUUACUUUAGUGAAUAAAUAAACCUUCAGCUAUUUUGCUAUUGACUUAUUUUUCAGAACUUUUAUAUUCAUUUAAAGUUGGUGUGUAGGGUCUUUUCUUGUGAGUGUUUAUGAAAGAUUCAAAAACACCCUUUGUCCAUUUGCUGUGGAAAAGCUUCAUCUUAGUUUACAUUACAUAAUUUAGCACAAUGUAUACAAUUUUCUCGCUCAAAUGAUGUCCCUCAUUUAUCUUUUAUAAUUGUAUCUCUCAUGCCAGCAGGUUGUAAAACUGCAAGAAAUGAAUAUGGCAAACACAAAAGGCUAUCUUAUUUUUUACUUUUUAAAAUUCGUAGCAAAUGAAUAUAUAGUUAUUUUCUGUGUGUUUCAGAGUGGCAUUGCCAAUAUCAUAUGCUGACUGGAUAAUUAAAAAGAAGAAACACUAAUAGAUUAUCUCAGCUUUUAAGUAUGAUUGACCUAAAUAAUCACACACAAAAUAGAAUUUAUCUUUCUUUUAAAAGCAGUCCAUGAAAAAUAAAUAAAUAAAUAAAUAAAAGCAGUCCAGAGAAUGAGAUUCCAUAAACUUUAAUCUAGUUUUUAAAAACUGCCUGGUGAUUUUAAGGACAUAACACAAACUCCUCCUGCUUCAUUUAGGUCGGAUCUGCAGCUCUCUAACUUUCCUCAUUUGAAUACACACAUAUAUACAGUCUCUGUGGGUUAAGGUUUUGGCGUUGCCUCAAACUUCCACGUUGCACCUGUGGCCCUAAAAAAACAAAAAACCAAAACCGAACAAAUAAAUAAAGAAGUGAAAAACUUUCAAAAUUUGGGAGGAUAUGAGAGUGCUCCUUUUUCAAAAUAUGUUUUGGUUUAAUUUGCUUGUUAGAUGAAAUAAUUGGAUGGCUUUUGUGUAUUCAAGUAUGCAUUAAAAGUAAAAUUAUAAGCACAAUGAACAUUUUAUUAAUCUGUCUUUGUUCAGUAUCUUACAUAGAUGUUUAUUAUAUUUGUUUCAAAUUGUGCAGUAUGUAGACAACAUUGUAUAAUGUGUGUUUUGGAUUUGUGCGUUGAAAUUUUUUGUGUAGUGGGCUCUGAGUGACAGUUCUUUUGCUAAAGAGAAACUAUAUUUAAAAUAUUCAAACAAUUAUAUAUUUCCAUGUAAAACAAUGUGAAGACUAGUGUAUUUUUUAUAGUGCAAUUUAAAGGGCAAAUUUGUUUUCAAAGCUAUCAAGAUAAAAUUUAUCAAAUAUUGAAAUUUGUCUAUUUUCUCUUCAUGUUAGGAGCUUUAUCUGGAAAUACUUAAGGAUUCAUAACAGUGAAAACAGAAGUUCAUUUUAUAAAUGGUCUUAGAGAUAAUAAAUAAGAGAAUAUCAGUGUUGAUGCUGGUGAGAAAAUAGUUUAACUGAAGAUAUGUGGCUUAUGUUCAAAGAAGUAUUUAUUUCAAAGGAUUAAAAUGAAACAACUGGUGGUAUGGUGGGUUAGCACCUUUUCACUUUGUAUACCUGUGUUGGAAGAGGUGGUGAGCAGGGGGCAGUAUUAUUAUUAUUUGACACCUACUGGAAGAGAGAACUUUGGUGUCUCCAAUACCAUGGUGUAUGUUAUACAGGACAAGAAAACAUGGAAGACUCUAUCUGAGUCAGUGAGGUCAGUGUCUCUGGCCUCAGCAGUAUUGACUUCUAGAAUUUUUGGUCCAGAAUUAUACAACAGACUACUCUUUAUAUGAAAAAUUAAUGGAGCAAAAAUAUAAGAUGGAAGCCCAUUUUAAAUAAAGAACUUUUAUGUAUAGAAAAAAUGUGAAAAAUGUGAAAAAUGAUGUAAUUAGAAAAUUACACAUCAAAUGUCAAUUUAAGAAAAUGAGAGGCUGAGGAAGAGUCUCAACAUUUCCUUAUACUUCACUUAGACCCUAAAUAUUAGGGAAAUAACAGUAAACUUAGUAAGUUUCUUUUGUGGUUUAUACUUGGUUGUAUAUAUUUAAAAAGUUCUCCCAAAGUAUCUUAUUUUUUUAUUUUUUAUUUUUUUUAACAAGACCAUUUCUUUUUUUUUUUUUUUAAUUUUUGUUUUUGUCUUUUUCAGGGCUGCACCCUCGGCAUAUGGAGGUUCCUAGGCUGGGGGUCUAAUUGGAGAUGUAGCUGCCGGCCUACCCUACAGCCACAGCAACUCGGGAUCCAAGCUGCGUCUGCAACUACGCAAUGGCUCACAGCCACGCCAGAUCCUUAAACCCACUGAGCAAGUCCAGGGAUCGAACCCACAACCUCAUGGUUCCUAGUUGGAUUCAUUAACCACUGAGCCAUGAAGGGAACUCCCCAAAGUAUUUUAAAUUAUUUACCUUGACAAAGAAGUUGUCUAAGAUGAACUCGAGUUUGUUUCUGAAUCUUUAAAAUAUAAAAUUAUAUUUUUUUAUUUUAAAGCUUUAUUGAAGGAGUUCCUAUUGUGGCUCAGUGGAAAUGAACCCAACUAGUAUCUGUGAGAUUACAGGUUUGAUCCCUGGCCUCGCUCAGUGGGUUAAGGAUCUGGUGUUGCCCUGAGCUGUGGUGUAGGUUUCAGACAUGGCUUGGAUCCUGCAUUGCUGUGGCUGUGCCGUAGACUGGCAGCUACAGCUCCGAUUCGACCCCAGCCUAGGAACUUCCAUAUGCCGCAGGUUCAGCCCUAAAAAGCAAAAAAAAAAAAAAAAAAGGUUUUAUUGACGUAGUUAGUUGACUUAUAAUGUGAUAAUUUCUGCUGUACAACAAAGUAAUUCAGUUAUACACAUCCAUUCUUUUUGAAUGUAUACUUUUUUCUUGUUUAUAAUUUAUUACAUGUAUGUUGUUUUUUCGCAUGCACUUUAUUUUCAAAAAUAACACGUGCGUGUGUGCGUGUGUGUGUGUGUGUGUGUGUGUGUGUAUCUUGAGCUGUCACCAAGUAUCAGGCAUUGUGCUGGGCUUUUAAGUUGUAUCAUCUCAUUUGAUCUUCUAAAAGCCCUUUUGAUUUAGAUACUGUAAUUGUCACUAAAUAGCAGAUGAGAAAACUCAGGCAUAGAGCCUCAAUUUUGGGUUGACAAAUGAGUUGUUUACUGUAAUCAAAUGGGGAUUACAGAUAAUCUCCAUUUGCUUUCCCAUCCCAGUCCCAGGCCACUCCUAAGCUACUAUCUGUCUUUAUAGUUUAGCCUUUUCUGGACAUUUCAUAUAAAUGGCAUCAUACACUGUCGUCUUAAAGGUGUCUGGCUUUUUUCAUUUCCCAUAAUGGUCUUUCAUUCAUAUAGCUUGUGUCAGUAUUUUGUGCUUUUUAAAGUUGCUGAAUAGUAUAUAUAAUUAGUUUUUAAUGAAGCUGGUAAUAGAAUGCUGGUGUCCAGAUGACAAAUAGAAAAGCCGUGAGUCUUGAGGCUAGCCAUUCCUUUAUGUCUUUCAUACCUGUUAUUUUCAAUUACUGCCUCAAUUCCAAAACCAGCUAGAUAUCUGCCUUUGCGAGCGCUCUUAUUCCAUACUUGAAUGCUUCAUGCUUCCUCUACCUUUGACUCAUUUCCUUUACUGCCCAUCUUGGCAUUCUUUUCAUUGUGCUUUGUGAUUCUUUGUAUCAACACAUAACUCUGUGUUCUCAAUCCUUUCAUGAUGAAUUGCUUGCAAGUAACUCAACUGAGAAUUAUAUCGAAGUUGCCCAUUAUUCUAAUCUCUGUCUGCUGUAGAGCCAGGAAGUGAUGAUGAAGGUACUGGGCAUGAUGAAAAUUCUUGUUUAAAAUCAUUCUCCUUUAUAACCACAGUAUACAUCAUCAAAAGCAGGAAAGCAACAGUGAUAGGAUAUAACUCUCUAUUCCACAGACCUCAUUUGGAUUUUUACAGAUUGAUCCAAAACAUCCUCUGUAGGUCGAGGAUCACACCCUGUCACGACUCUGUAAGGUUCCUUCUGUACGGAGCAGUUCCUCAGCCUUUUUAUUUUAUAACUUGACAUUUUGAAGUGUAUAAACCAGGUUCUUUGUGGCUUGUCCCUCAGUUUGAGUUUGUGUGAUGUUUCUUUAUAAAAGUGCUUUUUUUUUGGAGGGGGGCAAGAAAUUCUGUGGACUUCUCAGUGUACCAUAACAGAAGCCAUGUGAUAUUAAUUUGAAUAAAUGUGAUUGAAGAUA